Molecule: messenger RNA, 2721 nt
Organism: Clavispora lusitaniae ATCC 42720
Lineage: Eukaryota; Fungi; Ascomycota; Pichiomycetes; Serinales; Metschnikowiaceae
Biological process (GO): rRNA processing
Cellular component (GO): nucleolus; small-subunit processome
Source: RefSeq, a predicted model, not a curated record
AUGGCAGAAGCCGCGUCACGUGCGCCGAUGCCCCCAGAAAAAAGCGAGAUGAGCAUCUUUCUUUCCACCAACAUGGCCAAACACAAAGGAGGAAAAAGGAGAUCGCAAAACAAGGUUUUGGAUGCGUUCCAGCUUGCGGAAAAGGCCGCUGGCCGGGGAAAAGCCAAUGUUUCCGACAACGAAGACUCCGAUUUGCGCAUCGCCGAUGGCGUGAUGGAUGCCCGCAAAUUUUUGAAAGACCAGGACUAUCUGGACUUGGAGGACGAAGAGUUGGACUCGGACGAGGCUUUAGGGUCAGAAGACGAGUACGACGUGCUCAACUCGAAGUUUUCGCAGACGAUCCGUGAUGGCAACGAAGACGACGAAGGCUAUUCUAGUAUAGACGAGCUGGAGUUGGUGACGUUAUCGCAGGCGUGGGACAUGGACGACGCCGACAGCAGAAGCACGGGAAAGAAAAACGACAUUGUGUUGGACGAGGCCGAGAGUGGGAGCGAAGAGGAAAGCGAAGAAGAAAGCGAAAGUGAAGAAAGUGAGAGUGAAGAGAGCGAAGAGGAAAGCGACAGUGACAGCGACAUUUUCGGCCAAGACGACGAGGAAGUCGACCUUACUGCCGUUUCUGCGGCCGUGCGGGCGAAAAUGCCCCGCCAGUCCCACCACAAGAAACUUGUCUCCGAAACAACGGCCGAAAACGAGUUCAGUGUGCCUACACGAGGUGCCAAGCUCUCUCUUGCCGAGAUGAUGGGCGUGGCCGAAGCAGAGGCUCCGCUAGUUAGUGAGGCGCCAGCACUUGCGGUUCCGCUUCCCAAACGGAUCCAGCAGCGCCACGAUAGAAAAGCUGCGUACGAAAUCACGAAAAAAGAGGUUUCUCGUUGGCAGGCCACUGUGAAGGCACUUGGCGAAGCAGACCAUUUGGAAUUCCCGUUGGCGCCUGUGGGCCCUGGAGACGAGGAGGAGGAAAUGGAUGCCGAGGAUCAAGUGGAGGCCCUUCGGUUUGUCUCUGAGACCAAGGAAAAAUCUGCGCUCGAAGAGAAAGUGAACAGCGUUCUUGCUGCGGGUGCCUUGUUGGACGAGUCAAAGGAGGCCACGUUCGAACAAAUUGCUGCGGCCAAGCUCUCAAAAGAAGACAUGUUCAAGCGCACACAAGAGCUCCGGCGCAUGAGAGAGCUCAUGUUCCGAGACGAGCAGAGAGCCCGGCGGAUCAAGAAGAUCAAGUCGAAGCAGUUCCGCAAGAUCCGCAAGCGCGAGAGAUUGCGGGACGCCGAGUUGAUGGACGAGGCAGGCUUGGACGAGUCUGGCUCCGACGCCGAAGACCACGACAUGAAACGGGCCGAAGAAAGAAUGUCGCUUCGUCACAAGACCCAGUCGAAGUGGGCCAAGAGCAUGAUCCGCGCAGGCAUCACCAAAGACGCUUCGACCCGUGCCGAACUCGAGGAAAUGCUUCGGACUGGAGAAAAGUUGCGGACCAAGCAGUUGGGCUACGAGAACGGCGACCAGAGCGACUCUGGCGUGUCAGAUAUCGAAAAGGAGUACGAGCAAGACGAAGACGAUCUGGAGGAGCGCACAAAGUUGGGCAAGGGAGUGUUGGCCAUGGAUUUCAUGAAGGCGGCCGAAGAAAGGAAACGCAAGGAGAACAUGCGGGAAAUACAGCUGUUGCGGGAUACCGACGGCUUUUCUGUCGAAGAAAAGACCUCGAUCAACGUGCUCAAGAAUGCGGGUCGCCGUGUUUAUUCGCCUAGUGUUGCAGCCGAAAAGGAAGAGAUGGAAGAGGUGGAAGAAGACGUUUUGGCCGAUCUUCGUGACGACGAGGAAAGAAACUUGACGAACCAAAUGAAAAAGGGAAAGAAGGAAAAAGAGAACGAGGACGAGGACGAGGACGAGCAGACUUCCAGACUUGAGACAGAGGAGUUCACUGGCUUUGACGAUUCCGAUUCGGAAACAGAGGUUCAUGUUGGAUCUCAGUCUCAGUCUUUAUCUGGAAAGUCUGGAAAUUCUGGAAAGUCUGCCAAUUCCCGGGCAUAUAAAUCCGACUCUCUCUCUCGCAAGAGAUCCCACUCCGAUGACGAGGAGAACCCAUGGUUGGCCGAAACGGAAACCACUGCCAAAUCGAACAAAUUCCACACCAUCACAGACGAAUCGUCCCGAAUGGCCAAAGCAGGCAACAAAAUCGCCAAGCACGCCAAAAAAGGAAAGAAGUCCGCCGACACUUUUAUCGAUACCGACGCCGUGCUAGAAAUGUCGGGCGAUGUGCAUGACGACGACAAUGCCAUGUUCCGCCAGCAGAACUUGAUUGAAGAAGCGUUUGCCGGCGACGACGUGAUGGCCGAGUUCGAAGAAGAAAAACAGGCGGUGAUCGAAAAUGAAGGCGACAAGAUCCAGGACUUGACGUUGCCCGGAUGGGGCGAUUGGGCCGGAAGCGAAAAGCCUCGGGCUCCAAAGAAGAAGAUCGUGCGGAAGAUCGACGGCGUGGUCCAAAAGGACAAGAGAAGGGACAAGGACUUGAAGAACGUCAUCAUAAACGAGUCGGUCAACAAGAAAAACUUGCGUUACCAGUCUGCUAGCGUGCCAUAUCCAUACAAGCUGAAGGAAGAGUACGAGAGAGCAUUGCGGAUGCCUUUGGGCGAAGAAUGGACAUCCAGAGCGACACAUCAAAGAUCGACGCUUCCACGUGUCAUUGUGAAGCAGGGUGUGGUUGUGGACCCAUUGAAGAUGCCGUUCAAGUAG